Labrus bergylta (ballan wrasse) is the source of this 2551-nucleotide messenger RNA. Lineage: Eukaryota; Metazoa; Chordata; Actinopteri; Labriformes; Labridae. The record is from RefSeq and is a predicted model, not a curated record.
UCUAAACCUAUCUGUUCUCUCAAGCAUACGAAUAGUUACUCUUUGUGUAUGUGUGGGUAUGUGCAGAUUGAAAGAACAUUUUCACAUGUUCAUUCCACAGCAGAAAAAAAAAAACUUGUCCUACUUCCUCUAAUGUGCCUCCCAAAGUUGUGCAUUAUUAGCUUCAACUAUUUUGCCCAAACCUUUAAAAAAAGGAACAUGACCUUUUGAAAAAUAAAUCUUAUUUCAAGUAGUUCAGCCAAAAAGUGACAAAUCAUCCAGCCUCUGGAUUCUUGCUGUCACCAAACAAUUGAUGUUAUAUUUUUGCACAUUGAAAUAAACUGAAAUCUGUGAAACCGGCAGGUAUGUUUCCCUGUGGAACCAAUGAGAUAGGUGUGAAGUCAGGUGUGUUUUCAUUGAGACACACAGCGGUUCAUAUCAAGGCAGGCGAGAUGGUGGCCCUGUUGUGCCCACAUCAUAAAGGGUCUAAUGAUGCUGAGCUGAUCUGGACCAGUCACACUGCCCAGGAGACUCUUCUGAUCAGCAGCAUUUCAUCUGCAGAGCAGAGGCAGAUGGGUCUGCUGGUUCAUGGGAGGAAUCUUGUGAUUCUCGGUGCGUCUGUAAACCAUCAGGGGAAAUACUCAUGCUCUCAGGGGAAUGCCAGCAGUGAGUUCAUGCUGACAGUUUACACGGAGCAGAGCAGAGAGUAUGAAGAGCAGACCACGUACUCAACAACAUGUUUCACACAAGAGUACUGCAUGUUGAAUUGCCCUGAUGUAAAUAUCCCUGAUGUAAAUACACCAAACAUGACCACCAACGACAUCAUGUGGCACAAGAAAGGAGAGUCAUUUCCAAUCGACGGUUACUUUUCAAGUGUGGAAAAGAAUAACCAUGGCAUCUACACCUGUACUAGAUCCUACCUGUACGAUCAGCAAUCAUAUAACAGGACCUUUGCGGUGAUCCUUGACGUCAAACCCAAAAUAAUUCAGAAAUCUCCUACGAUCAAUUCCCCCCUCCAGGAUGAUGUAUUUCAUGUAGAUUUGGGCUCACCUGCGGUCAUUUCUUGUAUAGCCGUGGCAUUUUCGGACUCAGAUUCUCUGCACUGGUUGAGCGGAAACUCGAUGUUGAAAAAAAAUGAAAGCUUAACAGUUUUCUACAAUGAAACGAGAGAAAACAUUGAUGGUGAAAUACACAUUACAGCAUCUCUAGUCAUCAAGAUGGUAACUGAGGAGGAUCUAUCAAAACAUUACACCUGUAAACUGGAUUCUGACGACACACCCUCAUCCGUCAUCAUCACACUGGCCCAAAAAGCUCGCCCCUCUUACAUUUCCUUGGCUGUUGGCAGUGUCUGCAUUAUAGUGGUGAUGCUUUUGACUACAGCUGUCUACGUAAAGUUCAAAAUUCACAUCACUCUUUUCCUGCGAGAUGCUCUUGGCUGCCUCAGCAGCGCCUCAGAUGGACAAAGCUAUGACGCCUUUUUGAUGUGUUAUAAGAGCGACACGGAUGGACUGAGUGAAGACGACAGAGAAUGUCUGAAGAGUGUUUUGGAGGAGAGAUUUGGUUACAAUCUCUGUCUGUAUGACCGUGACAUCUUACCAGGGAAAGCUGUAGCAGAAGCUGUGUUGGACUGUAUAGAGCAGAGCCGGGCGGUGGUUCUGGUUCCCACCUCUUUAGAUCCUGGUCUAGGAUCUGGUCUGCUGAGUGUCAUCCAUUCAGCCCUUGUUGAGAAAAAGACUCGCUUAGUUUUCAUCAAAACUGAGUCAACCGAAGUGUCAAAGUCAGGUUCAGUACCGGAGGCAUUACAGCUUCUAAGUGAGGCUGGAAACUGUGUCACCUGGAAAGGAAAACGUUCCCUGAUGCCCUCCUCCUCCUUCUUCUGGAAUAAGCUACGCUAUCACCUACCUGCUCCGCAACAUGUGCCAAAAAUAAGGCUUUUAACUCAGACUGUCUAAGGCAGUGUGUUCACACAUGUUCUCCUGAAAUGUUCAGACAGCCUGCUUGUUCACACAUACAAGUUUUGUAUGAACUUGAAACAUGUUUUUUAUAACUGUAUUAAUCAGUAAUUGUUUUUCAAUAAAAGCAGCAAGGAUAUAGACGAGAAUGAGAUUGCCUUUUAGCCAAUUUCAGCUUUUGUUUUGAUUUGCUAGCACAAUCAUGCAUAUUUCAUGCAUACAGCAAAAAGGCCUCUAGUUAAACAACUGUAUGCUUCCUGUCGCACUGACGCACAAAGUCACUGAGCAGAAAAUGUUCAUGUUAUAAAAUAAUCAGGUAGUUUGUGGAUACCUUGCCAAAUCAAAAUGCAAUUGAACAUUGAACAUAAACUUGUCCGGUCAUUACAUACUCGACUCUCAAUGAAAAGUAAAAAGUUGCUUAAUGUCUGACUCCUUUUUUUCUUCUGACUAUCUAAUACUGAAAGCAAAUACAAACUGUUUUCACAAGAGUUCCAUGUAGAGAUCAAUAACAUUCCUCGUUAAGGGAAAAACUCAAAGCUGGGCUAAACAUCUGACCUGCCUCUGCCUGAAGGUCUGUUGUGGAGAAAUUGUACCUACAGUUUAUAAAAGUCUAAAACAAA